This is a messenger RNA of Ylistrum balloti, 1410 nucleotides long. Its product is annotated as acetylcholine receptor subunit alpha-type acr-16-like. NCBI's taxonomy places the organism in Eukaryota, Metazoa, Mollusca, Bivalvia, Pectinida, Pectinidae. Gene Ontology annotation, biological process: regulation of membrane potential; chemical synaptic transmission; nervous system process. Gene Ontology annotation, molecular function: transmembrane signaling receptor activity; acetylcholine-gated monoatomic cation-selective channel activity. The transcript has 4 exons. Gene Ontology annotation, cellular component: synapse; postsynaptic membrane; neuron projection. The record is from RefSeq and is a predicted model, not a curated record. The coding region runs from base 1 to 1410 and encodes 469 amino acids.
AUGACAGAAGAACAGCGACUAUUGUACCGGAUAAUGAAAUCGUACGAUCGGUCCUCACGCCCUGUCUUCUCCGCCCAAACGCCGGUUGUAAUCAGACUGGGAAUAACACUUACUCAAGUGCUGGACGUGGACGAGAAGAACCAAAUAUUGACAACGAAUGUGUGGUUGGAUCAGGAGUGGGUAGAUGAGAAACUACAAUGGACAAAUAUUUCAGAAUUUGCUCACAUAAAGAUUUUUCGAAUACCCUGUGACCUAAUAUGGCUACCAGAUAUUGUUUUAUAUAAUAGUGUUGACAACCAUAACAAGGGAUAUAUGAAAAGCUUGGCAAUGGUGGAACAAAAUGGAAAUGUUUUCUGGCCACCUAUUGUGCGGAUGCGUAGUUCGUGCAAAAUGGAUAUCACAUAUUUUCCAUUUGACGAUCAAGUGUGUAAACUAAAAAUGGGAUCUUGGGCAUACGACGGAUUUCAGGUUGACGUCACAAAUAGAACCAUGGAGGUCGAUACGUCAAAUUACGUCGAUAACGGAGAAUGGACGCUCAUUGAUACAAAGGUAGUCCGCAAUGUGAAAUAUUACCCAUGCUGCCCGGAACCAUUUCCGGAUGUAACAUUCUAUAUCCAUUUAAGACGUCGUGUGUUAUAUUAUGCCUUUAAUGUCAUAAUCCCGUGUAUGUUAUUAUCAAGCCUCACUCUGACAGGAUUUCUACUUCCGCCAGACUCGGGGGAAAAAGUCACUCUAGGAUUAACUGUGCUUCUGGCUUUCUCUGUCUUCAUGUUACUAAUUGCUGAGAAUAUGCCUCCAACGUCGGAAUACAUACCCUUAAUUGGUAUCUAUCUCACCGUGAUUAUGGCUAUGAGUGGUCUGUCUGUAGUGUUUUCUGUUUUUGUUCUAAAUAUCCACCAUAAGGGAGCUUUGUCCAAGGGACCACCAAGGAUUCUCAAAGGAAUAGUUCUGAUUUUAGCAAAGAUGCUUUGUUUAAAGGUUCAAUUUCAGGAUGAAAGUUCAUAUACACCUCACACCGGUAGUUACACGUCGAAUUCUGCCUACGCAGCCUUCAAAGCGAGGGAUAGUGAAUCCCUUCUUCUCAACAGUAAACACGAAAAAAUCCACGGGGACCUCGGUGACGUCAGUGAUGAUACUCUCAACGACGUAAUGAACCAAAAUAUCAAUAUGUCGUCACCAACGGCAAAUAGAACUAAUUUUGAUCGAGAAGUUGUGACCUAUUUUAAACACGUUAUGUCAUCAUACGAGCAGACGGUGACAGAACGGCGAACGAUACACGAUUGGCAGGAGGUUGCCAGAGUGAUGGACAAGUUCUUCUUUUGGUUGUUCCUUAGUAUCACAUUCAUUUCAUCAUUCAUUAUUCUUGUUAUCAGCCCUAUGACUAAAGAGAUCGAUUUGAAUAAGACCUAA